This is a messenger RNA of Orussus abietinus, 1243 nucleotides long. Its product is annotated as THAP domain-containing protein 1. Bases 219 to 914 code for a protein of 231 amino acids. NCBI's taxonomy places the organism in Eukaryota, Metazoa, Arthropoda, Insecta, Hymenoptera, Orussidae. The record is from RefSeq and is a predicted model, not a curated record. The transcript is spliced from 4 exons.
CGUAUGCUACUCAUUUUUCACAUUUUCGCUCAAUUUGCUUUACGUAAUAGACCCCCUGGUUAUAGUAAUCCUUUCCUCUCUAGUUAAACGAUUGGUCCAUGGUAAAUGUUAAGUUAGGUUAUGUUGGUACCUGUUUUGUUAUGUUCGCUAUCGUUGAUAUAAACAAAAUCGAUAAUUCUAAAAUCGUGAAGAUCCCCAUUUUUAAUGCAACAUGAAAAAUGGUAAAUAAAUGUUGCAUUAAAUCAUGUAAAACGGAAUGGUGCCCGACUAGAAACGUAACAUUUCACAGGGUUCCGUUAAAAAAUCCAAAGUUACUUGAAUCGUGGAUUCAGGCAAUUCCUGAGGAAAUAAAGAUUACAAAGUAUGCGACGGUUUGCAGCCAGCAUUUUACUUCCGACUCCUUCGAGGAGCAUACGAUGUUUAAAACCCGACUGAAACGUAAUGCCGUUCCGUCCGUUUUUGGAGAAUCUGUUAUAUCGCAGGGCCCACGCAUGCAUUGCACAUAUUCAUUGGCCGACGAGCACAAUUAUGGCAGCAUUUGCAAAGUCGCAGUGUUUAACAAGGCUGUGAAUUCUUCGUUUUGCCUGAACGAAACGAGUACAUUAGAAGUACUCGAACCAGAAGAGGUUACGUGCGAUGCAUGUGGACAAAUAUUGUCGCACACUGUGAAUACCAUCGAGGAGAGACCAAAAGUUCGAAUGAAAGAUGUGGCGGUGGAAACCUUGCGACGUCUGUCAGGUCCUUCGGAGGAAGAACUGAAGUUGCGAAGAAAAGUUUGUUGUCUUCAGAGGAAGGUCAGUCGACAGAGGGAGAGAAUAACUACGUUAGCAGAAAUGCUACGCACAUUGAAGAAGAGUUACACACGGAAGGCCAACAUGGAGAAAGUGUUAAACAAACUAAUGAAAAAGAUCUAACGCUUCUCUUAUAAUCAAAAUGUGAAGUUGAGAUAAAAUAUGUAUAUUAGACGAAUCGAAGGAUAUUUUUUCUCUGCUGUGACUUGUACGAUAAUAUUCUUAUAUUCUUUCGUUACGCUUGAAUGUUAUGAUUACCAAAAACCUAUUAUAACUUAACGUGAAUUUAUAUAUAUAUAUAUAUAUAUUACAAUUAUCUUCUGCUGGUCGAUGAAGUUUCUCGACGUGUUUCGCUUAACCUUAAAAGUUGUAUAUGAAAUUGUCAAUUUUGGAUGUGAAAGUUGAUCGUAUGGACUCGAGAAUAGAGUUCCAGAUGGAUAAAAAACAGUGAG